AUGAUUAAAGGGCAAAAAUUCCGUUUUGCAGAUGACCGGAAAUUUUUUAAUUUUUCCAAUACGUGGUGCUACAAGGAGGAAAAACAUCUCAAAGCCGAAAAGUGGGAGAUUGUGGACAAUAAUUACCAGAACAACACCAACGAUAAAAACUUCACCCAUCUCUUCACUUUCAACAUUAUGCCAAUAAAAGCGAUGCGUCAAAGUAUGCAAAACCUUUUGGGAGGCUGUAAGAAAAAUCCAGCAGAACCAGGCUGUGAUAAGGACGCAACAUUGUUGAAAUGUGACAAUAUAAGCAUUAAAUUUGUAAGGAAAUUUCCUCUUCCCUCAUAA
Messenger RNA from Meloidogyne enterolobii, 330 nucleotides. The record is from the annotation of a GenBank genome assembly. Lineage: Eukaryota; Metazoa; Nematoda; Chromadorea; Rhabditida; Meloidogynidae.